GACUUUAACGUGUUAGGAACGUUUGCCUUCGAGCAAAGACAAACGAGACGUGGAAAUUUUAAAAUUAGAAAUCAAACGAACGCGUACCGCAAACGACUUGGAUUAUUUCCGAACGUUUUCGAGCACUUCAAGAAAUAUAUUUUCGAAAUUUAACAAAAACGAAAAAAGUGCAAGUGUUUAAAAAUAACAACAAACAAUGUCUUAGCGACAAAGUGUAAAAACAAGAAGAAGAAGAACAAGUGUUUAAAGCAAAAGAAUAAAAUUAAUUACAACAAAAAGAACUUUUGUGCAAUCAACGAACAAUUUGGAUUAAUAAACAACAACAACAAAUACAAAAACAUUUAAAAACUGGCACAACACAACGCUUGUGCAACCAAGCUGCAGUCCUUGCCACAAUUUGUUAACACACGCAAACUCAAAAUUCGCGCACCCACAAUGCAUUUACCGGCUGGUCCCACAAUGGUCGCUGCGCCCGCGCAACUCGCCAACGGUCCAGCGCCACCCAGCGCGGCCGCUCACACCAACAGCGGCGCCCCCACACAUGUGCCCAGCUCGGCCAGUUCGACGGGCUCCUCCACACCGGAUAACAGCAAUAACAACAAUAACAACAGCACAUCCGCCAAAUUACCACCUUCCAUGACAGAUAUGUUCGCCAGCCUGCACGAAAUGUUACAAGAAUAUCACGGUGAAUUGGCACAAACCGGCUCCCCAUCGAUCCUCUGCAGCGCUUUGCCCAACCACUGGCGCUCCAACAAGUCGCUGCCAGGCGCCUUCAAAGUGAUUGCUUUGGAUGAUGUGCCCGACGGCACAUUGGUGACCAUCAAAUGCGGCAAUGACGAGAACUACUGCGGCGAAUUGCGUAAUUGCACCGCUAUAAUGAAGAAUCAAGUGGCGAAAUUCAAUGAUCUGCGUUUUGUCGGACGUUCGGGACGUGGCAAAUCAUUCACACUGACCAUCACAAUUGCCACAUACCCUGUGCAGAUUGCGAGCUACACGAAGGCGAUCAAAGUGACCGUGGACGGACCGCGGGAACCAAGAAGUAAGCAAAGUUAUGGCUACCCACAUCCCGGCGCUUUCAAUCCUUUCAUGUUAAAUCCCGCUUGGCUCGAUGCCGCCUACAUGACAUACGGCUAUGCGGAUUACUUCCGCCAUCAGGCCGCGCUACACCACCCCGCCUUAAAGGGCUCACCUACAUUACAACAAAACGGUAACUCGGGCGCCACCGUCGUACCACCACCACCACCACAAGGCCCCACCGCCGUCAACGACUUCCACUCCGCGCAACUGACACCACCACCAGUUAGCGCGCCCACAAAUCCCGCACUCGGCAUGAUACCCUCACCGCCCGGCUCCUCAUAUGGCGUUGGCAUGCCACAAUUCCCCUUCAAUCCUGUGACCGCCGCCGCAUUCCAUCCAUACAACCUCGCCGCCGCCGGUCUGCGUGUGCCCAGCCACAAUUUGCACAAUACAUCUAUCGGCAGUUCGCACGGCUCCACAGAACACAUCAGCCCCGUGCACAUAAGCCCCGCUUCGUCGCGUCCCUCCUCGUCCUCACCACCCGCACACGCACACAACACCAGCACCACCAGCAGUCACAACAAAGCCAACACAUCGCUCGAGCAAUCACUAUCCGAUGCCGAUCCCGAUAUCGAUUCGGAUGAUGAGCAAAUCGAUGUGGUGAAAUCUGCUUUUGUGCCCAUACUACGUCCACCAAUUGUGCCGCGCUCGCUGCCCUCCGCCAUGGAGGAAUUGGAGAAGGCAUCGCAACAGAAGUCACCACGCAUGCGUUGCGAGCUGAAAGCACCAUCCGCAAUGAAGACGCAAACCCGUCAAGUUUCGCCCGACAUCACAGCAGCCACCAAGUUGAAGGCGGCAGUGAAUGCCACCAAAACCGUCUGGCGUCCCUACUGAAACACUACGCACUCCGCCGUCGGAGUUGUUCUGCAAACAAUAUGGAAAGCAGCACGCAGCAGCGGUACCACGCAUUGAGCAGAGUUGACACUCUGCUUUGGUGGUGCAGCAACGGCUGUGGCGAAACUGAAGACGCGCCGCCACUUGUCGCCACUUGGCAGUGGUAGGCAUACGAAAAUGCCGACGGCAAAUGCGACGUGAACGCAAACGUUGGACGUGGUUGAUGAUGUGAGAUCUCUCUAAGGCUCCAGCGCUCCAGCUUUACCACACACGCACCUCUCCCCGCACGCACUUGUGAUAAAGUUUUAAUAUGAUUUUUCAUGAUUUUCAUGACUCGUUUUGGAGCAGCAGUGGAGUAUAGUUGAAAUAAUUUGUGAUAUAGUGUUAAGUUUUUUGAAAUGUGGUGAAAUGACGAAAACAUGCCAUUGUGG
Zeugodacus cucurbitae (melon fly) is the source of this 2342-nucleotide messenger RNA. It is a transcript of the gene run, whose product is annotated as segmentation protein Runt. Bases 436 to 1911 code for a protein of 491 amino acids. The transcript has 2 exons. Gene Ontology annotation, cellular component: nucleus. Lineage: Eukaryota; Metazoa; Arthropoda; Insecta; Diptera; Tephritidae. Gene Ontology annotation, molecular function: DNA-binding transcription factor activity, RNA polymerase II-specific; ATP binding; RNA polymerase II cis-regulatory region sequence-specific DNA binding. The record is from RefSeq and is a predicted model, not a curated record. Gene Ontology annotation, biological process: regulation of DNA-templated transcription.